AUGGCAUAUUCAAUAAUCAAUUUCAAAACAAUUCUAAAGGAAUUCGAAAAUAAUUUGUAUCAUCUUUCUCUGUACUUUUAUUAUCGGGUUCUUCAUCUACACGAAUCUUUAUGGAUUCAACAGAACUUCGUCGCUUUCGCCCUCGUCGUUGUCGCCGUUUCCGCUGCUCCUCAAGUUCGUCAAGAAGACGUACUGGUCCUCAAGGAGACACCCUCUGACAAUAUUGGCCUGGGCAGUUACAACUAUGGCUACGAACUUUCCAAUGGACAAGCUCAUCAGGAAUCCGCCGAAUUGGUUAACGUAGGAACCGAAAACGAAUCUUUGGCUGUUCGUGGAAGCUUCAGCUGGGUAGACCCACAAACCAACGUGAAAUACACCGUCAACUACGUGGCCGAUGAGAAUGGAUUCCAACCACAGGGCGAACAUAUCCCUGCUUGA
Molecule: messenger RNA, 438 nt
Organism: Bombus huntii
Lineage: Eukaryota; Metazoa; Arthropoda; Insecta; Hymenoptera; Apidae
Product: flexible cuticle protein 12-like
Exons: 2
Coding region: 1-438 (145 amino acids)
Cellular component (GO): chitin-based extracellular matrix
Molecular function (GO): structural constituent of chitin-based larval cuticle
Source: RefSeq, a predicted model, not a curated record